This is a messenger RNA of Stegastes partitus (bicolor damselfish), 1601 nucleotides long. RefSeq names its product mediator complex subunit 30 (gene med30). Gene Ontology annotation, cellular component: mediator complex. Lineage: Eukaryota; Metazoa; Chordata; Actinopteri; Pomacentridae. Gene Ontology annotation, molecular function: transcription coregulator activity. The record is from RefSeq and is a predicted model, not a curated record. The transcript is spliced from 5 exons. Bases 474 to 1004 code for a protein of 176 amino acids. Gene Ontology annotation, biological process: positive regulation of DNA-templated transcription.
CACGUCCGGAAUAAGCAGCCGGAGAGCGGCGUAGCUCCGCGGACAGCAGCCGGACAUGUGAGCUAAUGGACCGCUACCUGACACUUGGAGUCGCACUGACUCCGGUUCUGAGGAAACAACCUGCAACUGUCUGCAGAACCUCCGUGAAGAACUUCUUUCGCCGCCAGAACCCAGACCGUCUCUGUGCUGGAGCUUCCGGCUGCUGAACGUCUCGUUCAAACAGUUUCUAGCAGCUGCGGAGCUUCUAGAAGCUGCUGCUGUGGCGGAGCUAACUGCUAAUGCUAACUGCUAACUAAGAGCCUGAACUCACCUGAACUCACCUGAACUCACCUGCUGACAGCUCAACACCAGGCUCCAGCAGAGUCACACUGUUCAUACCUGCUGCGUCUUUGACAGGAACGUAGCGACUCAACACAUUAAAUAAAGUAGCUCCACCUGGACCGACUCCUCCUUCAUCCUCCUCUGCUGUCUCCAUGACGACCCCUCCUCUGGUGUCGCCUUUCGGCGGUCAGCAGCCACCGCCGCCUCAGCAGGCUGCCCGUGACGUCAACACGGCGUCGCUGUGUCGCAUCGGCCAGGAGACGGUCCAGGACAUCGUCCUCAGAACCAUGGAGAUCUUCCAGCUGCUCAGGAACAUGCAGCUGCCGAACGGAGUGACGUACCACCCCAACACCCACCAGGACCGGCUGGGGAAGCUGCAGGAGCACCUCCGAAUGCUCUCUGUGCUGUUCAGGAAGCUGCGCCUCGUCUACGACAAAUGCAACGAAAACUGCUCCGGCCUGGAGCCCAUCCCACCUGAGCAGCUGAUCCCGUUUGUGGAGGACGACGGGUCCAAGCUGGAGGACUGGUCCGGAGGCCAGAACCGACCCGGCAGUGAGGAGAGGAGGGAGAUCCUGGAGGUCAACAAGAAGCUGAAGCAGAAGAACCAGCAGCUGAAGCAGAUCAUGGAUCAGCUCCGCAACCUCAUCUGGGAGAUCAACUCCAUGCUGGCUGUCAGGAGCUGAAACUCGCAGCCUCACAACACACACACACACACACACAUAUACACACACAUACACACACACACACACACACACACACACACACACACACACACACACAGCCUGCCGGUCAGCUGACUUCGGGGUGAAACAGACCAGCUGAGGCUGAACUUUGCUGAACUAACGUGGACGUUGUUCCAGACGAAGACUGAAGGAGGACGGAGCUGCUCGGUCUAUGUCUCCUGUAGCUGCUGGCCAUGGAGCCUGGACUCUACCUUCAUGCUCUGCUCACAGCAUCACAGACCUCCGUGGAUCUGAAGGAUUUGUACGAGACCUCGGCGCUGAGUCGCUGUUCUGGGAUGUGAUGUAAACAGAGCUGACGGGUCAUUCUAACGCCUUGUUAAGAUUCUGCUGAAAUAUAAAUGGUGCUGUGAGUUCUGAAGGAGUCGCUGCUGCUUUGUGCUGUAAUGUGUCUUCAUCAGUGUGUCACGGUGUGUUUGGUUCGUGUUCGUCAAACUCCUUCGGACCUCUCGUUCAGAACUGACGAAUGAACGAUUGUUUUCAGCACAAAGGACGGCUCACGCUGUUUAGAACAUGUAAUGAAGUACAGUAGUUAUGGUG